AUGAAAUAUCAUACCAUUCCAGAACCAAUCAACACCAAAAUCCUCCUCAUAUCAGAAACACACGGCCAACCACCACUCUCAAACUCCAUCACCGAACACAUCGACGUAGCCAUUCAUUGCGGCGACCUCACCAACGAAUCCAAAAUCGAAGAGUUUCAAAAUAUGCUGCGCUACAUCCGAGAAGAUCUUCCUCAAACAGAUCUCAAACUUGUAAUUGCCGGCAACCAUGACUUUACAUUGGAUAUCCCCGCGUUUAAAAAUAUAGUUGCUAACGCCAGACCGGUUUUGGAACCGGAACUAGCAGGCAAUGGUGAUGCCGAUGACAAUAUAUUUCUUUUAGACGAAGAAGGGACAUAUGAAUUUCAGCUCCGAAACGGCGCUUUGUUGCGUGUCUAUGCAAGCCCCUUCACUCCCUCGUUGAGCGGCGACUGGGGCUUCCAAUAUCACCUCAAUCAAGGUCACACGUUUGAUAUACCGGACAAUGUCGAUGUGGUGAUCACCCAUGGACCCCCGCGGGGCAUUCUCGAUUACAGCGCGAACUCGAGCAGUAGAGCCGGCUGUCCGGAUCUGUUUCGUGCUGUUGCUCGUGUUCAGCCGAAACUGCACUGUUUCGGGCAUAUUCAUGAAGGUUGGGGAGCGAAAUUGAGGGCGCGACAAGAUCGGCGGACAGGUGAUUUGGUUUACUUUUCUGCUGAUGCCCCUGGCCUGAAUCGACAAGAGCAGAUGUUGUUUGUGAAUGCUGCGCUUCAGGGGGAGACUGGAAUUGGCCAAAUACCGUGGCUCGUCAGUGUGAAACUCCCCUGUGCACAGAUAGAUUGA
Molecule: messenger RNA, 819 nt
Organism: Talaromyces atroroseus
Lineage: Eukaryota; Fungi; Ascomycota; Eurotiomycetes; Eurotiales; Trichocomaceae
Exons: 4
Coding region: 1-819 (272 amino acids)
Molecular function (GO): hydrolase activity
Source: RefSeq, a predicted model, not a curated record